AUGUCUUCGCAGUCUGACUCUGACUCUGCCCGCCCCGCAACCCCCCGCACCGCCGGCGCAAACGCAGUUGCGAAACCACCAGGUGCACAGAUUCGUCGUCGCGCUGGCGCCUCGCAAGUUUCAAAGCCAAACUCAUCGCGUGCAGCGGGUGCCGGCGGGUCUUCCAACACUAUGCUCAAGCUCUACACCGACGACUCACCAGGCCUCCGAGUAGACCCAUUCAUCGUCCUUGUCCUCUCGCUGUCCUUCAUCGCAUCCAUCUUCUUCCUCCACAUCUCCGCGAAGAUUAUCCGUGCCUUCACGAAGUAA
Messenger RNA from Heterobasidion irregulare TC 32-1, 309 nucleotides. RefSeq lists its product as uncharacterized. Gene Ontology annotation, biological process: intracellular protein transport. NCBI's taxonomy places the organism in Eukaryota, Fungi, Basidiomycota, Agaricomycetes, Russulales, Bondarzewiaceae. The transcript has 3 exons. Bases 1 to 309 code for a protein of 102 amino acids. The record is from RefSeq and is a predicted model, not a curated record. Gene Ontology annotation, cellular component: Sec61 translocon complex.